Ictalurus furcatus (blue catfish) is the source of this 7769-nucleotide messenger RNA. It is a transcript of the gene plekhg4, whose product is annotated as pleckstrin homology domain containing, family G (with RhoGef domain) member 4. The transcript has 24 exons. Gene Ontology annotation, molecular function: guanyl-nucleotide exchange factor activity. The coding region runs from base 466 to 6606 and encodes 2046 amino acids. NCBI's taxonomy places the organism in Eukaryota, Metazoa, Chordata, Actinopteri, Siluriformes, Ictaluridae. The record is from RefSeq and is a predicted model, not a curated record.
UAGAAGUAAAAGGAGCGGAUGUUCUUUUUUUUUUUCCCUUCAUCCAGGACCUGUUUAAGCUUUUGUUUAUUCUUCUGAAGUCCUAUCAUUUUAUAUCUGAAGGCUGUUUUCAUAACCCUUUAUUUAAACACCUCCCUUCUCAUUUACAGUAGUUUCUAGUUUCAUUUGCCCCUCUCGGGCUUCCCAGCUCAGAAGCACCGCACAUGCAGUUUUUCCCCGCGUGGGCGGUCCGUAGUGAAUGACUGACAGACACACGCACAAGUGGGAGGGCCGGGUUUAAGAGUGGGCGGUCCCUACCUCGUGAGAGUUGCUGCAGUGUGUGGAGUGUGUGUCAGUGUGUCUGAGACCUGCCGUGUAGUGAGCUGGUGUGUUUAGGAACACACACAGAAAAUUAUUGGGUUUACAGGACUAGCAGCACAAUGAAGCAAGAGAGCCGAAGAUUAGGAAGGACACAUUUCUUACAGCAUGGACUCUGAAUCUCUGGACAGCUGCAUCCAGAGCACACUCGCGGCGCUCUACCCGCCGUUUGAGGCCACCGGUGGCACUGUGCUGUGCCAGGUGCUGGAUGUGGUCGAGUCAUCGUACCGCGGAGACGGCCUGCGCUACCUCAUCGACUUCCUGGUCCCCGCCAAGCACGUUCUCCAGAGCAUCCAGCAGGACGCAUGCUUUCCAUACUGCGGUUUCCUGUUCCGCCACGAGGGCUGGCCACUGUGCGUCCACGAGAAGAUUAUAGUCCAGCUGUCGUCUUUGGACAGACGCGUCCUGCAGCCUGGUGACUUCUAUCUGCAGGUGGCGGCAUCAUCCAACAGCUCGCCACGCAUCACCCUCAAGUGCCUAUCUGCAAGCGGGCAGCAUGUGGAGGAGCUGGAGAUCCCCGAGUUAGCUUACACCUCACUUUUCAGCAUGGCCUGGCUAGACUCCAUCAACCAGGAGAGGAGUGGAAAUGGCCGAGUCGCCCUGGAGCACUGCCUUUUGUCUGCUGAUAAUGAUAUUUUCAGGGUGCCGUGGGAUGAUGUGGUGCAUCCCGAGUUUAUUAGCAGACCCCCAAAAGCAGGUCAGUUGGUACUGGAGAACGGAAGGGUUGAGGAUACUGAUGUGAAAGAGGGGCAGGAAGACCGCGCCGCUGAAUCCGAGCAUGGAAUUUUGAUAACCACGUCAACGGCAGAGUUGACAGAGAGACGGGAUCCAUGUAAGACAGUCAAGCUUCUCCCUGCUCUGGAACAGGAUGACAGUAGCGGGAGGAGCAGUGCUGCUGACGAUUCAGAAGGUGAAUAUGUAGAACUUGCGGAGAUCACUCUGCCUCGCUUUUCUCCACAGAAAGGCUCCUUGACUCAGUCUAUAAGCAUGAACUACAGAAACUUGCACAAACCACGGACUACAGGGCAUGAGCGGCCCAGCGCUCAUGCCUCAACGAGCUCUGUGAAAAGUAGCAGGUGUCCCCAGAGCAUUAUAUGCACCGUGCUGAUCGAGGAGAACCUCACCGAGCCGGUUCUGCAUCAGACGCGAGCAGGUCUACACGGCAAGCAGCAGGAGGCUAACGAGCACGAAGCAACCUCUUCUAAAGGUACAGCCCCAUCCGACUGUAUGCCUGAGCAUGAGCCUGUGACAGAGUGUGUGCCUGAACACAUGGACUGCAUCAACACAGCACUUUGUGACUUGAAAACAAACAAUUUGACGCAUAUCGGCCAUGAAUCUUUAGAUCACUGUCUUGCCCCAGAACCAGAUUCUGACCAGCCUACAGUUAGUAGCUAUACCACUGACUUCGAAACAAAUGCCAUUGAUAAGCAAAGUAUUGUAAGUAGGGUUGAAACAGACGGUAACUUGAGUGACUGUGUUCUUCAACAGAACAAUAGCAAACCAAGCUCAGAGCUUGGAGCAUCUUCCGCCACUGUUGAGACUCCAAAAGAGGCGCAGAUAGUGGUAGAAGCUAGCAAGGAAGCACAGACUGGGCCUAAACAGGAAGAUCCUACAGACCAGCCAGCUAGCUGGCCUGCAGAAUCUGAGAAUAGGCCCUGUGGUAGUCCGUGUAGUAGUGAAAGCAGCCUCAGUUCCUGUGACACUGAGGAGGGCAGGCCAGGGUCAGCAAGCCCUCAGGGGCAGCAGGUAGACUGGGCCAUUGUCUCUGCACAGCCUACGGAGGGUCACGUUACAGCCAUUCUUCCAGGUCACGAGAGGACAGAGCCAAGCGAGAACAAAGAAAGUGAAAGGGACAAGGGAUAUGUAGGUGCCGGGAUGGAGCUACCAAGGGAUGAGGCUGAAGGAGAACAAGAAACUGAGAUGCAGUACGUGGAUGAGACUGAAGCAGGUACAGAAGGGAAGGAAUCGGGGAGAGGGACUGAGAAUGAAGCGAACACAGAGGGAGUGGCAGUUAAUAUGGUAGGAGAAGCAACGACUCCACAAACAGGUUUGGUUAAUUCCACGCCCAAAUCUGGCACAAAUGUAAGCUCACCUCCAGGUCAAGAGACGGGAAGGUCUUUAGAUACAGAGGAAAGAAAAGAAAUGCAAGAGAGACAGAACAAAGAGGUUGACGAGUUAGAGGAAAGUGAAAGUAUGCAGAUUGAGUCCAAGGGAGCUGAGGACGUUGGAAUUAUGGGAUGUCCCAUGAUUGAGAUUGAGGUAACCAUGGGAAUUAAAACAGAGUCUGCAGUCUUUCAAACCCCUGGGGUUAUGUCAGACGUGCCAGUUGCAAGUGACAGCACACCCUCAGAGCAAAUGAAUAUACACACUCCGGAUGAACUGGCAGAGGGAGUGAACAUCGCUCCUGUGGUUGGAGUGGAGGAGGAGAUGAACAACAGACAGGAAGAAAGACUAGAGGAGCAGAUGCCGCAGGAUGAGCCUGUAUCGUCCGUUACUAGUACACAGCCGGAAUCAGGCGAGGAGUCUCAUCAGGAGCAGGAUAAAGGUUCCGUGUGUGCAGAUGACCCGUCGCCGUGUCUCGUUUCAGCGACGCCUCCUCUGGGUAAAAUUCACACGGAGGACUCUACAGUGACGCCGCAGGAUCGUUCUAACAUGUCUCCUUGCCAGGCUGUUAGGAAUCAGCCUCUUCUCACUGAAGCUCAUAACAUCAACUCUGACAUCCUGCGCUCUGGAGUGCUGUGCCUGCCUGGGACACGAGACAAGUCAGGCCACGCACUUGUAACAGUGACGACAAGAAACACCGCUUGGCUGAACCCAAACUGCAACAGUAGUGAGCUUGUGCGCAUCAUGGUCUACUUCUACACCAUUCUCAGGAAAGAAGUGAAGACGUUGGGUUUGACUGUUCUAGUGGAUGCCCGCAGGUGCUCACCUGUCCCUGCUCUCUUUAAGGCCUUCACCAUUCUACAGGAGGCUAUGCCUGGGUGUAUCCACACUGUCCUCGUAUUGGCUGAUAGAGAUCUGGCCUUACGCAUGGAGAAGCCUACUGCAGUUCAGGUGGAGUUGCUGACCUCUCUGAAGUCUCUCCAUAAGCACAUCGAGGUUUCUCAACUCCCCACCGAGUUUGACGGCACUUUUCCUUUCUCCCAUAACAGCUGGAUCUGUUUCAGGACUAGGGUUGAGCAGUUGACCAGUCAUUGUGAGGACGCAAUAAAUCUUCUGCAAAGCACUGUCAGCAGCCUGAAGUCUACCGUUCUGCCUCUUACUGCCGAGGAGGCACAGGUACUUCUGUACAAGUAUAAGGAGUUGAUGAGGAGCGUGCUGGAGGAUAGCCGGCUGGCGCGCCUGCAGCUGGAGGGAGGAGCCGCUUUGUCGCGCCUCCGCAAAGAAGACACCAGCGUCAGCCUCACUGAGGACUACAGAGAUGCCAUCGAGAGUGUGGGCAGUCUGUAUAAUCAGGUGGACGAGCUGGUCCAUAAGCUGGUGAUGCUGUCCAACAAGUGCACUCAGGAGCUGGAGUUUAUUAUGGAGUUCAAGGGCCUGGAGGAGGGAUUCAGAGAGGUCAGUCAGUGGAUAGACGAGGUCGGAGAGAGUAGGCUGCAGACGCUGGGCGAGUUGGAAGAUUCUCUGGAGCAGCUCCGCAGGAAGCAGACGCUUUUCAGAGACUUCUACUCAGCGGCUUAUGAUCACUGUAAGAGUGGAGAAGCACUCCUGAAGCGGUUAGAGCGAUGGGAGGAUCUCUCAUCAGCUGAGCUGCAGGUGUACGGCGUUAAAGUGCGCUCCUUCUGGGUCCACCUGCACGAAUUCUCCCAGAGAGUAGAGGACACUAAGGAGAAAAUCGACAAGACCGUGCGCCUCUACGAAUUCUUCGAUAAGGCAUACGGAUGGGCUCUGGAAGGCAUGAGGCACUUGGCCUGUGUGAGUAUGGAGGAUUGUAGCGUGCCUGAGAAGUGCCAGGGAGUGAUGGCUUGCCUGGAGAACUACCGCAGCCAGCAUGUGCCAAUCCCCGACGCACACUUCCAGGAGAUGAAGGACCUCGCUGUGGAGUUAAAGAGCGACCAGGGCCUCAAACAGUGGAAAUUCGCCUGGUCAAAGUGCCAGGAAACCAAACAGACGUUUGAGAAAAAGCUGGAGGCGGUGCUGCGUGCCCGCAACUCGGGUUCAGGUGCCAGCAACCCCCGUGUGCCCCAGGAGCGGCGUAGCAGCCUUUCGUUCUCCUGCAGGAAAGCCUUCAGCAGCAUCCGGGCUCGUGACAGACUCUCCUCCGUCUCCUGCAGCCCAGUAGGCACUCGUUCCGAUGCCCAUGAUUCCCUCAGGACUCCAACAGGAAGUCCCUUUCACACAGAGAACCAGACUCCACACAGCACACCCCUUCACUCACAUAGACUCACCCGCAGCACAUCUUCAGACGAGUGUCCUUACCCAGCAUACUCGUCUUCUUGCUCUGCCAGCCCUGCGCUAUCCUCUCUAGGAGACACAAAGCGAAGGGCUCUGAGGAAAACUCAGAGCUUCGAUGCUGCCGGAAGCGAGGUGGGCACACGGUAUGGCACGUGCCAGCGGGCGCUAAGUGAGCCGGCACGCAGGGGCCACAUGGGCGUGUUUAUAAAAGGCCUGGAGGUGAGCAGCACAGAGGGGACUGAUCGGCCCUACAGCUACACCAGCUCACAGCUAGCACCAGCACACAACUGGGCAUCACAGGAUACACACCAUACAGGGAGCCCUGUUCCAGAGCCACGCGCCAAGGGCAGUAAACUGCGGCACAUCGUGGAUGAAAUGGUGACAACAGAGCGUGAAUAUGUCCGCUCCUUGCGUUACAUCAUUGAUCACUACUUCCCUGAGAUGGAGCGUCCUGACCUGCCCCAGGACCUGCGGGGAAAGCGCAGCGUCAUCUUCGGAAACCUGGAGAAGCUGGUGGACUUCCACAGUCAGUACUUCCUUAAAGAGCUGGAGAGCUGCUGUAACCAUCCACUCCGCGUCAGCCACUGCUUCCUGCGCCACCAAGACCAGUUCGGAUUGUACGCUCUGUACAGCAAGAAUAAGCCCAAGUCAGAUUCACUGCUGGCCAGCCAUGGAAACAGCUUCUUCAGGCAUAAACAGCUGGAGCUGGAGGAUAAGAUGGACUUGGCCUCAUACUUGCUGAAGCCCAUCCAGCGAAUGAGUAAAUAUGCUCUGCUGCUCAAGGAUCUGAUUAAGGAGGUGUGUGAGGCCCAGGAGCAGGAGCUCUACUAUCUACGUGCCGCUGCUGAGAUGGUCAAGUUCCAGCUGCGCCAUGGCAACGACCUGCUGGCGAUGGAUGCCAUCCGUGACUGCGAUGUGAACCUGAAGGAGCAGGGCCAGCUGGUCCGGCAAGACGAGUUCACCAUCUGGUACGGGAGGAAGAAGUGCCAGAGACAUGUGUUCCUGCUUGAGGACCUGGUGCUGUUCAGCAAACCCAAACGCAUCGAGGGAGGCCUGGACGUCUACAUAUACAAGCACUCCUUUAAGACGGCCGACGUGGGGAUGACUGAGACGACGGGUGAGAACGGGCUGCGCUUUGAGAUCUGGUUUCGCAGGAGAACUUCAAAGAACCAGACGUACAUCCUCCAGGCUGCUACUGCUGACAUUAAACAAGCAUGGACCUCAGACAUCGCCCGCAUACUGUGGCAACAGGCCACACGCAACAAAGAAAUCCGUAUGCAGGAGAUGGUGUCUAUGGGAGUGGGCAAUAAGCCGUUUUUGGAUAUUAAACCCAGCGAUGCUGCCAUCAAUGAUCGAGCCAUUGAUUACAUCAUGAAGGGCAGAGGAGCCAGGACGAGGGCAUCCAUCGCCGUCUCUCUAUUCGACCACUCUAAUCCGUUUAAGAGAGCCUCUAUGAAUGCACCGGUUAACGGACCCCAAGGGCCAGGUGGACCCCCCUCUUCCACACUGCUGGGGCCCCUCAACCUUCACAUGUACAGCAGCCAGACUCUGCUAGCAGGGGACAGACCCCUAAUCAGCCCCUGCAUCGAGGAGGACGAGCUUGAGCAUGAAACCAGCAGCCAGCCUUCUAUGACUACAGAGAGUUCAGGAUCGUCCUCACGCUGUCUGUCAGGCAGCGGCUCGAGCGGUUCAGACAGCGGCUGUGUGUCCAGUCACCUCCCCGAGGCUCUGUCUGAGGAGCCCAGCUCACCAUGCGACUCGUCCUGCUUCACCUCCAAUCACAAACCCAGCUUCAACAGCCAGUACAUUUCAGCGAAAGGUGCUCAGGUUCUAGGCCCAUCCACUAUAGUGUGACGCUCUGUGUUACCACAGCUGCUACUGUUUAAUGUCAGGCUGCCCCUCUAGAAGACGACAACGUCACUCCGCACAGAAGAGGACGCCGGGUGCGUGUAUUUAUUGUCCCGCUCAACCUCCAGCAAAUCUCAUCUCAUCGUACGGACUUCUGAUAGAGCUGGAAAAUAGCACUGUUGUUUUUUUGUUUUUUUUAAAAUGCCCCUUCUGAGCUGAUAUGGCUUAUAUAUAACUUUUUAAAAGAAAGUCGUAAUGUUAAGUGUUGUAUUUAUCGUUUUUGGUUGUUUGUUUGUUUUUUUAAGCCCUGGUACAGUAGUUUUCUGUACUCUCAUCAGUAACUGUAAAUAAUUGUUUUAGUUUAACACAGUUUUGAACUGUUUCUAAGUUGUUGUUUUUCCCCCUCAUCUGUCUGUUGACCACUUUGCUGUAGACUGCAAAAGAAUUGGCUCUGAAAUACCUCAAUACCAGAAGGCAGAGCUACACCUGUAUAAGCAUAAGAGUGCAACGAUGCUCCUCUGAUAGUUCGAAAGCAGUGUGUUCUUCUCUUUUACAGCUGAUGACUGUGUACCGUUCAGUUUUUAUUCACUUUUCUUUGUCGGGACUCUCUACGCUGACCAGUGGCCAGUUAUUUGGAUUCGGAUGCUACUGGCUAGCUGGUUUCCAGCUGCUCCAGGAUCUGUGUUCAUGCGGCGUAACCAGCAUGUCGAGGAACUCUGAGGAGAUUUUCACUGACCCCAGGUCAGCCAAAGCUGGUUGUUGAAGCAGCUCACUGGACUCUGGUCACUGCUUGACCCUGUUUGAGGAGGGAGUUCAUUUCACUUGUCUUGUAUCGGCUUUAUAUAUAUAUAACAGCAAAACCCAGACAAAUAAAACUGUACAUUGCCUGUAAAUAUUAGCACCAGUGGUGCAUCAAGUAAAUAGCAUGUAGGAGAGUAAGACUGUGAUAACAUUGUACAUGUAAGCAUUAGUCCGCAAACCAGGGAAUCACUAAAGUGCCAUUCAUAAUCAACUUUGAAAACAUUUACACUUCAAAAAAGCGAAUAGGUGUUGAAUUUCAACUUGCAGCCGGACAAUAAAUGUCACUCUAAAGUGUCAUAUUUCCUAAUAGGUUCACACAUACUGUAUUUAAUAAAACUGGAUUGGUUUGUAUCCACAAUGAACGCGAA